This is a messenger RNA of Spirodela intermedia, 3332 nucleotides long. The record is from the annotation of a GenBank genome assembly. Lineage: Eukaryota; Viridiplantae; Streptophyta; Magnoliopsida; Alismatales; Araceae.
AUGGGCACCGUCGGCAACGGUCCCUUCUGUUCGGUGCUCGUCGUCCCUCAGAAGAAGCGUCUGGAUAGGCACAGGAAUGGUUCGUCGCUCUCGGGGACGGGAUCGGAUGGUUUCUGCACCAGAUUUGCUGCGUUGAACGGGAAGAGUGCAAUCCGCUGUGAAUCUCAGGGGAGCAGAGCGGGGGGGAACCUCGGGAUCAACUCUCGCCCUGGGAGGAAGAUCGAGGAUUACAACACGGUCAUGAAGCGGAUGAUGAGGAAUCCCUACGAGUACCAUCAUGAUCUGGGUGAGAAUUAGAAACGCAAUCGGCCAUGAAAGUGGAUCGAAAUCCUUGGACCUUUUUCUGUUGGCCUUUUCUUUGUGGAAUCGAGGGGUUUCGAUGAAGCUUUUAGGCUCUUCACACCGUUCUUAUUUCCUUCUAUUAGUUCCAAAUACAAUCUGAUCAACGUUUCGACUGCUGCCAGUUUUUCAUGUUUGCGUACGUCGUAUCGAACUUGUCUUACGGAAAUAUCAGGAAAUUAGAAGCUAGUUUACUCAAAGGAAAUUCACUGUACGACUGCUUUAGUAGGGAAAUUUCAUGUUUGCGUACGACUGCUUUUGUCGUUGUGAAAUAAAUCAUAAAUUCAAUGAAGCUAUCCAAGGACGAAUAUUCUCUAAGAUCACCCAUAUAGAAAGGAACUUAAAAACUGUUUCACAUCUUUUAGUUCAAGCACUCAUGUAUUCGUUUCUCUCAUCAUGGGAUCGUGGCUUUCACUUAUCCUAGACUCAGUAAUCAGCAUCAGACAUUUUUCUUUUUUUUAAAAGUUGUCCAUAGAUUAUAGAAUACAUGUAGCCUUUUUAUAUUCUCAUUUGAUUUUGAGUAUGCUUUAUUUUCUUAACACAUCAUACCGUUAUUUGUCCUGCAAUUGACUGUGGAGUUUGCCAAUGUUUGGUCUUUCUUACAAGAUGGUGAACAGAAAGUUAGAGUCAGCACUCCCGCUGUCUUACUCGUAAUCUGUUUAACUUAUCAUUACGUUUCCGCAAUUCUUUUGAAAUCUGCAUUUUUGGAGUAUAGAAAUCAUUAUUGCAUUACUGGAAAUAUCUUAAAAUUGACCUGGAUAAAUUAAACUUGUUACCCUUGAACUCGAACUCAUACUGUCGCUGAUCCAAAUCUACACUUACCAUUAAUUUAGCUGAGGUUUUUUGAUUCCUCUAAAUACCUCUUACAUUUGGUAAUUUAAUUUAUUUUGAUAUGCCAUUGAUCCGUUAAGCUGAUUUUUUCGAACUUCCUCAGGCAUGAAUUACACCUUGAUAACCGACCACCUGAUUGUGGGGUCUCAACCUCAGAGACCAGAGGAUAUUGAUCACUUGAAGGAGGAGAAUGUGGGCCACAUACUGUGUUUACAACAGGAUAAGGAUAUUGAGUAUUGGGGAAUCGACUUCGAAUCUAUCAUAGAAAGAUGCAAAAGAGCUGGGGUGCACCACAUGAGAAAGCCCGUAUGCUAUAGCACCAUUGGUUGUCUUUUCCUUACUAAAGUAGUGCAUGCUCACUGAAUGAAUUUAUGCUCUUGCCAAAAAUGAACCUUGAUCAAGAUAUUUUCUUCAUUACGUUAGUUAAAAGCUGCCCUGUCUAGGAAAUUAUUCUUCUGGUAUUUGUUUCCAAUUCAUUUGAUUAUAUGCUAUUGAGGUUUACUCCAACCGACUUAUUUUUAUUUUCCUCCUCGUUAUGCCCUUACUUUCUGUUGAGCACAUCCCACAAAGCUGUCUUUUUAAUUAUUCGCAUCUUCAAUCUAGCUACAGAAAUAAUUUAGGAAGCAUGUACACCAUUAUCUCCAGCCAUGAACUCCCACAAAAGGAAAUACCCUGAAGAAGACUGUAAGAGCUUAAUUGUGAGAGUGAAUGUUUAAAUGUGGGGGAAGUUGGGAGGCAAUUGUGUUUUCUAGGAUGUGUGGUAGAUAAAUUUCCUAUCUUUAUGAAUUGAAUUCAAGGAGCAUGCCACACGUUCAAUUCCUUGGGAAAUGAUUUUGUACAAGCCUGAAGGCAAGUUGCUACUAGUUCCAUGAACCUUUGUAUCGUCCAGCCUAGAGAUCAGCUGGCCGUCCUGGAAAGAAUAUCCAAGACAAUUGCUAAUGUAAUGGAAUUCAUAGUAUCGUAUAUUGAUCGAUCAAACAGAGAUUUGGCAACUAAAAGAAAAAUUGAUUCUUUGAGAUACUUCCUUUAGUCAAGAAGGACAGUCUGUGCAAUAUGCCUUUUUUAUAGCAUUAAUUGGGAAAUAUGUGGUGCAUCACAUCAAUAGGAGACUUCAAUUUGAAAUUUUUCAUUAAGUCGUCGUAUGUUUUUAUUGGCAAUGACAGGAGUUUUUGCAUCUCACUCACUCACUCACUCACUCACUCACUCACUCACUCAACAACUAGUAAUAGCUUGAACGCUUCUUCAGAUGCUCAUCUUUACAGGAUAUCCUGCACCAGCUGUUCCACAAGACGAGCCUUUUGAUUGAUUCUCCCACGAUAAAAGAAUACUUCCAAGAUGUGACCGACAAAUAAACUAGCUUAUCUAGAAAUGAAACGACACAAGACAGAGCUGCUGGACAAACAUGGUGGUGUGGGUCUUGCUUGAGUUAGAGUGAGAAAGUGGGUCACAACUCUUUUUUGAGAUAGAGUGGAAGAAGAGCUAGAGUGGGUUGACAUUUCUUUAAUAAGGAAAGGCCAUACCCGGCGAUCUAAGGGCGUAGCAUCUUAUCAUUACUAUGAUUUUCACCAUCUCAGUGCAGACGAUAGUUUUUUUCUUUUUCUGAUUAAAUUUCUCUCUCUCAUUGAAGGACUGUGACCUUUGACUUUCCUACAUUGAAGGCUAGGGACUUUGACCCGGAUUCAGUGCGAAAUUCUCUGCCCAAAGCCGUUUCGUUGCUAGAAUGGGCAGCAUCCCAGGAGAGAGGGAGAGUCUAUGUUCAUUGUACUGCUGGACUGGGGAGGGCCCCUGCGGUUGCCAUUGCCUACUUGUUCUGGUUCUGCAACAUGGAUGUGAGCCGCCCACGAUUCUCCCCCCCCCCCCCCCCUUCUCUCCUCCUCUCCCAUCUCCUUUCUUUCCUUCCUUCCUUCUCUCUAGAAAUAGACGAUACUUACUAUUUUAAGAUUUCGGCUACAUUGCAGCUAGACAAGGCGUAUGGCCUGCUCACAUCGAAGAGGCCGUGCGGGCCUAACAAGGCGGCAAUCAGAGGAGCCACCUACGAUCUGGCCAAGGACGAUCCAUGGAAGGAGCCUUUCGAGAGCCUCCCAGAUCUUGCCUUCCAUGACAUCGCCGACUGGGAGAGACGGUUGAUCCAAGAGCGCGUACGAGGACUUCGUGGGAGUUGA